Molecule: messenger RNA, 2640 nt
Organism: Aspergillus calidoustus
Lineage: Eukaryota; Fungi; Ascomycota; Eurotiomycetes; Eurotiales; Aspergillaceae
Source: the annotation of a GenBank genome assembly
CUUUUCUUUCUCUUACCCCCCUUCUAUUUUUGAUCAGGUACGCGUAUCCGCUUUCCUUCUGAGGUACUAACAAGAGUGCUCUUAGCCCAAAGAGGGGAGGAAAUGAUGUCUUUAAAGCUCAUGCUCCUGGGUCUGGAGGAGGUGCCCGCUCCCCUGUGUUACACUUCGCCUGACAUACAAAUUAGCAGAUGCCAACUAGGUACUUUCUCUUGGAAUUUUUGCUGACCCAAUCAGAAGUUUCGCACUAAAAGUGCUUCAGAGGACCUUGGGGACGAUGGGGUUAGCUAGCGACAGGCGUUACGACAGGCGUUACAUCCCCUGGGAAGAGAGAGAGAGAGGGAGGGGUCUUUAAAAGGGCGAAUGUUCACCUACGAGAGUGAUCUUGAACCAUCACAUCCUCCGGAUCUCUAUAUCUCUCUUUCUCUCCUCUGAUAUUUGAUAAUAAAUCUUCUAGAUUACGGAUCGAGAGACAUCACCAUCAUUGACUCUUUUGCCUUGCCCACGAUGGAACCAAGCCUACUACACCCGUUCGUCGUCCAAGCCGUGAGCAAAGAAGGAGACGACGUUGGUACCUGCGAGACGGGUAACGAUUACGACGGUCGGGUUGGGCUCCGUGUCUCCUCGAUUUUCGUGAUCCUGGCUGGCUCGCUUCUAGCGACACUCUUGCCUCUUCUAGUGAAGAGGUUCGGGGAACGUGGUGCUCAUCGUCAGGUGGCUUUUGCAGAUGCAGAAGGAGAAGGACAAAGAACAGGAGGGGAAGGGCGGGGAAGGACGGUAUGGCCCCUGCUGCUCUUCAUCAGUCGGUACUUUGGUUCAGGGAUCAUCAUCGCGACGGCCUUUAUCCACCUUCUCGCCCCCGCAGAGGAAGCACUGAGGAAUGAGUGUUUGACUGGAGUUAUUGCGGAAUACUGCUGGGUGGAGGGGAUUAUCCUCAUGACGAUCGUCAUAAUGUUUAUGGUGGAGUUCAGUGCGAUGCGGUACACAUUGCCUGGCGAGGGUAUUCCAGCCAAAAGUGGCAACGAGCAAGGAAAGAACCAUUACAGGAUUGGGGAGGAGGAAGGUGUGCUGUCGAGCGAUGAUCUCAAUGACCGAUACCAUCUCUCGGCGGCAGAGAAAGAUCGACCCGGGAGCGACUACACGGCGCAACUAAUCGGCCUCUUCAUCCUCGAAUUUGGAAUCAUCUUUCACUCCAUCUUCAUCGGGCUGACCCUCGCCGUGGCCGGCGGAUCCGAGUUCACAACACUCUACGUCGUCCUCUUCUUCCACCAAACCUUUGAAGGCCUCGGACUCGGCUCCCGUCUCGCAAAAAUUCCGUGGCCUGCUGCCUCGCGGAUGAAGCGCUGGACCCCCUACAUCCUGGCCAUUGCUUACAGCGCAACCACCCCGAUCGCCAUUGCCAUUGGCCUCGCGGUGCGCACCACCUACCCACCAUCUGGCCGCACCACGUUGAUCGUCACUGGUGUCUUUGAUUCCAUCUCGGCGGGUAUCCUGAUGUAUACUGGGCUGGUGGAAUUGCUCGCGCACGAGUUUAUUUUUGGUGGGGAGAUGCAUCGGGCGCCCUUGCGGACAGUCUGGUCGGCUUUUGCGCUGCUGUGUCUUGGCUCUGGGCUGAUGGCGUUGCUUGGUAGAUGGGCUUAGAGAGGGUAGACUAACUAUGUGGUGGGCAAAAACAAAGGGAUUUGGGGCCGGGAGUGUUUUGGGCCGGGGGUGGUGGGGGGCGAGGUGGUUAGGCAUUGACAGCUUGCGGUCAAGAGCUUUGUUAAUAAUUGCCUUAAUACCUUCCCGGUCACCCACGCGGUGAAGUUAUCCAUGAAAGCAAUCGCCCCCCCUCGGCUGUUGAUCUGUCGUUGCACGAGGUCUGCGUUGAAGAAAAGGAAUAGGAUUGGCGAUAGGGGAGAGCCCUGCGGUAGUCCAGCCUGUGGGAGGCUUUGUACCUCAGACCCUUGCCCAUUGAUUUGGAUGGUCGCUGUUCGUUCCAAGCAGAAGGCCUCGACCCACCAGAGCAGCUUUUCUGGUAUGCCUCGCGCUUUCAUCCUCUGGAGUAGUCUUUCUUUGCAGACCCCAUUGUAGGCUCCUUUGACAUCGAAGCUAAUCAAGCUCACGACCCGUCGGCCACGCCAGGCCGUGUAUAUUUGCUCUUGCAGGAGCAGGAGUGCCUGUUCCACUGAUCGCUGUUUUUGAGCUCCAAAGUGACUGGUUGGGAGCAGGCCGUACGUCUCCACUGCGUGCGAGAUUCUUUCUGCCACCACCGAUUCCAGGACCUUGCCCAGUGUCGCGAGAAGUGAAAUCGGCCUCCAAGCUUUUGCAAUGGUGUAGUUCUCUUUGUUUGGCUUUUUGAGUGAUAUGAUUUUUGCAUGUCUCCACUAACUUGGUAACGUGCCCUCUUCCAGCAACGUUUAGAACAGGUCAAGAACCCUGUGUUUGACCGCGGGCCAGGUCAUCUUCCAAACUAUCGCUCCUGCGCCGAUCGUUGCUUCUGCAGCCUUCUUAACCUUAAUGCUUCGCAGAUGGCAGAAGCAGCCGGUUGCCAUAAACGAACCAUCAAAAGACAUCGCUCGCAUGUGCGACUGUUCGGUAGCGUGACGGCACCUCCUAAUAAAGGGGGUCGACCACGAAGCAUCACACCGCUCAUGAUUCAAG